AUGUUUUCUCUCUUUUCUCUCUUUCCAACAUUUAUUAUAUUCACAGAUUUUCUUGACACUCGCGUUUUGUUACCUUCUGAUGCAUCCCCUUCACAAUGUCCAUCCGGAUUAGCUAAGGCCAUAUCGCCGAAAUUACUCUCUACUAUUAAACACGGUUAUGAACACGAUGAACCUCCCUCUCAUGAGCACAUCGCGAAUCAAGAACUUUCAUUUCAUACGAGUGUCAUUGACAUGAUCGGAGAAGUGUAUGGAAGCAAACAGUAUAAGAAGAAGUCUCUAAGAUUGGAUAAAAUAAAUUCAAAUACAACAAAACCCUGUAAAAACUGGCAUAUCCAUAAAUUAAACAAUGAUAUAUUACAACAAAACGUAAUUCUGAGUUGCCGUUUUAGUGCAUGUGGUAAAAACCCAUAUACAGAAAAUGCAAACACAUCCUACUAUCCUGCUGUUCUGACCUUUUCCUAUGUUCGAAAGUUGGUCUUACCACCUAUGACUCAAUUGGCAACCGUCCUUCCCAUCCUUCCCACUGGAAAAAUUCUGGAAUUCAGUACUUCAAGCAGCUGCAGAGCACCGCAAUUUCUGCUACAAGAAAUGGCGCUGUGCAUGUGUGGCAGUAUCCUCCCAGAUCAGCGUCCUCCUCCUCCUCUUCACAGUACUGGUCUGCCUUUUGCCUCUGCCAACUCAUCAUUUGUUUCUUCAGUGGUAGAGGAAUGCAUGCAAUUUAUGCCUAACCGCAAGGCACCAGGCCCAGAUCACAUCAGAGCAGAAAUGUUGAAAGUAAUUCGACCACAAAUUGCUCCACUACUCUCACUCUUGUUCACCAUCUGCAUCUUUGGACCGUCUGUUGUCACUCAUCAUCGUUCUGGAGCAUUGGCUGCUAUGGCAACUCUUACUGCUGUUGGUGCAUGUAGAUCUGGUUUCAGUUUGCUCUUAAGUUCAUGUCUGUUCAAAACCUUUAUACAACCAAAAUUCGAGUAUGGUCUUGCAAUCACAUGUCUUUUGCAAAAAGAUGUUUUACUUCUAGAGAAAAUUCAAGAUAAAUGCUUGCGAAUGAUUGUUGGUGGCCAUGCAACUUCAUCUACUGCAGUCUUGAAACAUAUCUGCAACCUGCCCAGUAUGGCUUUUCGCGUUGACAUUCUCAAAACAAAAUUUUGUCUUUGGGCACACACUCUUCCUUCUGGUUGUCUUCUCUCUCUGCUCCAUUCUCAUCAUCUCCAAGCAUCAACACUAUCCACUCUUCACACAAACCUUCUUUUUGCCAGAAUUCCUCCUGAUCUUAAUUGCUCCAGCCGCAUAAAACUAUCCAAGCACUUUGAGUCUUUUAGACAAGAAAAGUUUGCUCACUUUCAUCUCACCAACACUAAGAUUCUCAUCCAAGCUUGCCGCCCUCUUCUUGAAGUUGAUCCUGUAUUGUUUCUUUCUGCUACACACAUAGAACGUGGCCGUCUAGUACGUUGGAGAAUGUGCUGGUUGCCUGGUAAGCCAAAGGAGUGUGCAUGUGGCUUUGAUCAUACUUCAAGACGUCAUCUCCAAUUCCGCAUCACAAUCCCAUCUCAGCUGUUCUCUCAACUUUCAGCACCACCCACAGAUGAAGACAACAUCAUUGACUUUGCUAUAUCAGCACUACCAAUCUCGUCUACACAUCCAAGCCCUCUAUAUUGGAAAGCUCUUCUUACAAUACUAUAG
This is a messenger RNA of Phycomyces blakesleeanus NRRL 1555(-), 1683 nucleotides long. RefSeq lists its product as hypothetical. The record is from RefSeq and is a predicted model, not a curated record. NCBI's taxonomy places the organism in Eukaryota, Fungi, Mucoromycota, Mucoromycetes, Mucorales, Phycomycetaceae. The transcript has 10 exons. Bases 1 to 1683 code for a protein of 560 amino acids.